AUGGCAAAAGUGGCCGCAAUUGGUAUUGAUUUGGGAACCACUAACUCGUGUGUUGCAGUAUUUGAACAUGGUAAAGCUGAGAUAAUAGCGAACGACCAUGGUCAGCGCACCACACCAUCGUAUGUGGCUUUUACUGACAGCGAAAGACUCAUUGGAAACGCGGCUAAGAAUCAGGUGUCGAUGAAUCCGUCCAACACUGUCUUCGGGGCCAAGCGUUUGAUUGGCCGCCGAUAUGACGACCAAUCGGUUCAGUCAGAUGUGAAGCACUGGCCGUUUGAUGUGGUCUCCGAUGGCGGCAAACCUAAGAUCAGAGUCAACUAUAGGGGAGAGUCGAAGUCAUACUUUCCCGAAGAGAUCUUAUCGAUGGUAUUGGCGAAGAUGAAGGAGACCGCAGAGGCAUAUCUGGGCCAAUGCGUGACCAAUGCUGUGGUAACAGUUCCCGCGUAUUUCAAUGACAGCCAAAGACAGGCCACUAAAGACGCGGCGACUAUAAGCGGUCUGAAUGUAUUGCAAACCAUUAAUGAGGCGACGGCUGCGGCCAUUGCUUACGGUUUGAAGACACGGCACAUGAAAGGACAGGGAGAGCGGAAUGUGUUGAUCUUCGACUUAGGCGGCGGUAAUUUGGAUGUUUCCAUACUUACCAUCGAAGACGGUAUCUUCGAAGUGAAGGCAACGGCCGGAGACACACAUUUGGGCGGAGAAGACUUCGACAAACGAAUGGUUAAUCAUUUCGUACAGGAAUUCAAACGCAAACAUAAGAAGGAUUUGGCGGUUAAUAAGCGAGCGCUGAGUCGGUUGAGGACGUCCUGCGAACGGGCGAAGAGAACCCUUUCGUCAUCGACUCAGGCGUCCAUUGAAAUCGACUCUCUCUUCGAGGGAAUCGACUUUUACUCGACUAUAACGAGAGCCCGAUUCGAAGAACUGAACGCCGAUCUGUUCCGAUCGACAUUAGAUCCGGUAGAGAAGUGUCUUCGGGACGCGAAGCUGGACAAAGCGCAGGUCCACAACAUAGUACUGGUCGGGGGGUCAACACGUAUACCUAAGAUCCAGAAGCUGUUGCAGGACUUCUUCGAUGGCAAAGAACUGAACAAAAGCCUUAAUCCGGACGAAGCGGUCGCAUACGGAGCGGCAGUUCAGGCGGCGAUUCUUAACGGCGACAGGAGUUCGGCCCUUCAGGAUAUGUUACUGUUGGACGUGACGCCCCUCUCGUUGGGCGUGGAGACGGCGGGCGGAGUGAUGACCACUUUUAUCAAACGCAACACAACGAUUCCCACCCGACAGAUACAGACAUUGACCACGUAUUCAGACAAUCAGCCCGGAGUCCUCAUUCAGGUGUAUGAGGGCGAGAGAGCGAUGACUAAAGACAACAACCUUUUGGGCAAAUUCGAGUUAACAGGCAUUCCUCCCGCGCCCAGAGGUAUGACAAAGAUUGAGGUGACCUUUGAUAUCGACUUCAAUGGUAUUCUCAACGUCUCGGCCGUCGACAAGAGUACCGGAAAGGAGAACAGGAUUACCAUUACUAACGAUAGAGGAAGGCUUUCUAAGGAAGACAUUGAAAGAAUGGUUAGAGAGACCGACGCUUACAAAGAGGAGGACGACAAACAAAAGGAAAGAAUUGAGGCCAAGAAUGGACUCGAAUCGUACGCUUUCAACAUCAAGUCCACAAUUCAAGAGAUUGCGGACAAAGUGAAUGAUGUGAUCAAAUGGUUGGACACAAACCAAUUGGCAGAGAAGGAUGUGUUUGAACGCAAUUUAAUAAUUAUCACUAAAUUCUUAUUU
Messenger RNA from Medioppia subpectinata, 1779 nucleotides. The record is from the annotation of a GenBank genome assembly. Lineage: Eukaryota; Metazoa; Arthropoda; Arachnida; Sarcoptiformes; Oppiidae.